Molecule: messenger RNA, 2581 nt
Organism: Brassica oleracea var. oleracea
Lineage: Eukaryota; Viridiplantae; Streptophyta; Magnoliopsida; Brassicales; Brassicaceae
Product: probable disease resistance protein At5g63020
Exons: 4
Coding region: 190-2169 (659 amino acids)
Biological process (GO): defense response to other organism
Molecular function (GO): protein binding; ADP binding
Source: RefSeq, a predicted model, not a curated record
UCAAUGAAGAAAAGUAUCAAGAUCUAAAAGUAAGAACAACCUUCAAGGUUAACCAUUUGAGCCGAGAGAUGAGCUCUUUUAGCUUCUUCCCCUCAGUCUUACUCAUCUUUAUAAUAAACCACUGAUAUCUUUGUUACAACAUACUUCUUUCUUUUUUUCUUGGUUGCUACUAAUUGCUAUUGUUGAGAGAUGGAAGUAACAUGUUUGGGAGCAGAUGAAGCAUGGGACUUAUUCCGCGAGAAAGUUGGUGAAGUGACCUUAGAAAGUCACCCUGACAUCCCUGCGCUGGCGAGAAUAGUUGUUGAAAGAUGCAGAGGCUCACCGUUGGCAGUCAGCGUUAUCGGCGUGGCUAUGGCAGGCAAGAGCUUGGUGCAAGAAUGGCGGUAUGCAAUCGACGCUUUGACUUUAUCUGCGGCUAAGUUUUCAGGUAUGGAAGAUGAGAUCCUUCCGGUUUUGAAGUUUAGCUACGAUAGUUUGAAAGAUGAGAUAGUGAAACUGUGUUUCCAAUAUUGUGCUUUAUUCCGAAAGGGUGAACACAUAUGGAAAGAUCAUUUGGUUGAGUAUUGGGUAGAUGAAGGCAUUAUAGAUGGGAAAGAAGAUAGAUACAGAGCAGAAGAGGAGUGCUACGAUAUAAUAAGAUACCUCGUUCGUGCUUGUCUAUUGGUUGAGCAUCAAUAUGGCAACACAGUGAGCAUGCCUAGCCUGGUUCGUGAGCUGGCCUUGUGGGUAGCAUCAAAUUUUGGGGAGGAGAAAGAAAACUUUAUUGUGAAACCCAAUGAAAAACUUGGUGAAGUUCCAAAUGUCAAGGACUGGGGACAAGUGAGUAGGAUGUCAUUGUCGGAAAAUAAGAUCAAGAAAAUAAGUUGCAGUCCAGUUUGUCCUAAGCUUAGAACCCUGUUACUCGGGUCUAAUAACCUGGAGAAGAUCUCAAGUGGGUUCUUUAUGUGUAUGCCUAAUCUUGUGGUUUUGGAUCUAGCAGCAAACAUUGGCCUCAGAGAGCUACCUGAUGGGAUUUCUAGGCUCAUCUCUUUGCAGUAUCUCGACUUGUCACAUACAGAUAUAAAGCAACUGCCUCUAGCAAGUUUAAAAGAGUUGAAAAGGCUUCAACACCUGAACCUUGAGUUUACAGGCUUCCUCAAAGAAAUUUCUGGGAUAUCAAGUUUAUCUAACUUGCAAGUUUUGAAGCUCUAUGCUUCCUUUGAUUUAGAUAUCAAUCUCGUGGAGGAACUACAGCUUCUGAAGCAUUUAAAAGUCUUAACAGUCUCUGGAGGUGAUGCCUAUGUCUGGGAACAGAUGAUGAGUAAUCCUAGAUUAGCUAGUUGCACUCGCAAUAUGUAUUUUUACAAAUGUGAAGCAGGAGAAACUGGCAUAUCAAUUGCAGCGACUUCUAGUAGGCUUGAAGACCUUACAAUAUAUGAGUCGAACAUAAGAGAGAUAAAGAUUGAUCAGAGUAGUCCAAAAACCAUGUGCAACUUCCAGUACCUUGUCAAAGUGGAGAUAAGUGAAUGCCAAGGUCUGCAGGACUUGACGUGGUUGCUCUUUGCUCCGAAUCUUGGUUGGCUAGAUGUUAGCGAAUCACCGCAAAUCGAAGAAAUAAUAAGCAAAGAGAAAGCUGCCAGGUUUAUGAAUGGUGAAGCAGAUGAGACUAUGAUGCCCUUUCUCAAGUUGAAAAACCUUGAUUUAGCUUAUCUGGACCAACUGAGUAGCAUCUACUGGAGUCCUUUGUCUUUUCCAUGCCUAAUGAAAAUCAGUAUUUUCGGCUGUCCGAAUCUCUUGAAACUACCUCUUGGUUCCAGCAGCGCUAACGGCUGUAACCUUGUCAUUCAUGGAGAGGAAGAGUGGAUAGAGGAGCUUCAAUUUUAUGAAAAAGGUACUAAGGAACAGUUCACCCUGAAAGGUCGAAAGAGUGAGCCUGUGGCUGCUUAUCCACAAAGCCAGUCGGAGUUAGAAAUGUUGAGGAAGAGAGUAGUGGAUCUUGAAGAAGAGAACAGAUCAAUCAAACAACGGCUUGAGAGGAUAGAGAGGUUUUUAUGGCAGCAACAGCAACUGCAGCAGGCAAGGGCGCAUCAGCAACCAACAACGGGCAUGCUUCCACCACAAACUGUAAUUCACCAACAGAGGCAAUCCCAAAGAACACUUCCAGACAUGCCAUCAAAAUCAGAUCAAUAAAAGAAAUAUACUUACCAGAUAUGAAUGCUAAAUACUAGAGAGCAAGUUGUAGGGGGUAAGUAAGAGUCUCAGAGCAGUUUGAGAAAUCGAAGAAGUUGAAGGCAAUGUGUUUCAAGGAGUGGAUAGCAGGAGGACCAGAUUACACGUUUCUUGAAUAUAAAAAGCCAAGCCAGACAACAUUCAAUAUCAAUUUCAUGAAAUAAGAAGAAACUUUAUGUGUGUUUCAAAAAAGGAAAAAAAAAAGAAGAAACUUUAUGUUCAUUUUCCGUUAAGUGUUGUUAUCCCUUUAAAUUGCUCUGUUUCUAGCAGGAUUCUGUCAAGUUGUGAUACGAUAUGAACACAAAUGCUUUCUUUCUUGAUUUGUGUAUGGUUUUCUGCAGUAUUUCUCAUCUAUAUGCUGAACAAUGAACAU